This is a messenger RNA of Didymodactylos carnosus, 588 nucleotides long. The record is from the annotation of a GenBank genome assembly. Lineage: Eukaryota; Metazoa; Rotifera; Eurotatoria; Philodinida; Philodinidae.
AUGCAAAACCUGAUUCCAUCUACACCAAUGCCGCCUUACUUUCAGUGGGUGAUUGAUAAUUUAUUAGCCAUAAGUGCUCACCCUUAUCAUGCUAGUCAUAUAAAGUAUCUGUUAGAACACAAAAUUCAAACAAUAAUAAGCGUAUCUGACAAUCAAGCACACGUUCCACCACAUCAGUCUCGUGGUGAACUUCAUGUUCUUCACAUGGAUGUGCCUGAUGGUGGUGCACCAACAACUGAGCAAAUUCAACAGUUUGUUAACAGAAUGGACGUGGCUAAACAACGAAAUGAGGGUAUUGUUGUUGAAUGUAUUCGUGGCAAAGGCGCAGCUGCCGUUUUAGUAGGAUGUUAUUUAAUGAAAAUCUGGCAGUCUCCACCUGAUUAUGUUGUCAAUCAAUUACGUCUUAUGCGCCCAAUAGCGUUAGAAACACCUAUACAAGAACAAACACUUAUUGAUUAUCAUAAAAUAAUCUCACCAAGAUUUUAUCAAUAUUAUGCUGAGGUUGAUAUGCCCCAUUCAUGGGAUAUCGAUACAUCUUAUUUACGCACAACAAAUUUGGCUACAACAAAACAAUUAUCAUUAGCGUGA